Amborella trichopoda is the source of this 432-nucleotide messenger RNA. Lineage: Eukaryota; Viridiplantae; Streptophyta; Magnoliopsida; Amborellales; Amborellaceae. The record is from RefSeq and is a predicted model, not a curated record.
AUGUUUAUUCGUACCAUAAAACAUGGAAUUUGCAUUAUUUUAUUAUAUGUUGAUGAUAUUCUUAUAUCUGGCAAUGAUUUAACUUCCAUCAAGGAUGUGAAGCUACGAUUGCAAGAAGAAUUUCAAAUGAAGGAUCUUAGGGAAGUAUCUUAUUUUCUUGGCCUUAAGAUCUCUCUCUCUAAACGUGGCAUUUACAUUCAUCAACAGAAGUAUGCACUUGAUCUUGUUUCCAGUGCCCGCUUGAAUGAUGUGAAGGUUGUUGGUACGCCCAUGGAACUCAAUGUUAAACUUUCUACACAUGUUGGAGAUCCUCUUCUUCAGCCUACGAUGUAUCGCAAACUAGUUGGCUCCCUCAUCUAUCUUAUUAUGACUCGCCUAAAUAUUGCAUAUGUUGUCCAUGUUGUGAGCCAAUUUGUUUCAGAUCCUCGAUGA